Messenger RNA from Aspergillus clavatus NRRL 1, 1200 nucleotides. RefSeq names its product M20 family metallo-hydrolase. Bases 4 to 1200 code for a protein of 398 amino acids. The transcript is spliced from 5 exons. The record is from RefSeq and is a predicted model, not a curated record. Lineage: Eukaryota; Fungi; Ascomycota; Eurotiomycetes; Eurotiales; Aspergillaceae. Gene Ontology annotation, molecular function: hydrolase activity, acting on carbon-nitrogen (but not peptide) bonds, in linear amidines.
AAAAUGCACGGUUUGAAGCGCGUUCACCGAGUCCUCACCCAACCGUCCCAACAGCUCUCAACAUCUGCUCGAUCAGGCUUCAAAAUCAACGCCAACCGACUAUGGCAGACGCUACACGAGACGUGCGAAUGGGGAAGUGCGCAUCGCUACCGGGAUCAGACGAUGGCUGGCAUCGGAAGUCCAAAAGCUGGGGUGCGAGGGCGUUACGACGGCAUUCUAGGGGUGAUGGCCGGGCUGGAAGUGUUGAGAACGAUGAAUGAGCAUGGAUUGGAGACCAAUUACGACGUCGGAUUGGUGAACUGGACCAAGUGCCCAUUUCCUAAGUCCAUGUGCUCGUCGGGCGUGUGGGCUGGUGCUAUCCCCCUGGAAAAGGCAUGGGAUCUACGUGAUAUCCAUGAUUCGAGGGUAACAAUGCGAUCUGAGCUCGAAAGACAUGGAUUCUUUGGUGAUAUAGAAUGUUCGAACAUGGUGUCCCCCCUCGCAGCCCAUUUUGAGCUUCACAUUGAACAAGGGCCUAUUCUUCAAGAUCCUGGUCGGUCCACCGGCGUCGUCCAAGGUGCGCAAGGAUACAGAUGGCUUACUUUCACUAUCAAGGGGCGUGAUGCUCACACAGGAACGACACCCUUCAGUGCUCGGCGGGACCCCUUGCUUGCAGCCUCUCGAAUGAUUGCGGCGUCGAACGACAUUGCCCGGAAAAAUGACGCGUUGGCUUCAACAGACGUAUUGAAGAUUCCCUCGAACGCAUCUAAAAACACUGUAGCCUCCGAGGUGAUUUUCACCCGCGAUAUUCGACACCCGCAGGACAAUGUCGUGCAUGCAGUACGGGACGAAUGUCUACAGACCUUCGAUACCAUUGCCGCUCAGGAUGGAAAAGGAGUCAGAAUUGAUUGGACAUUGGAUACUGACUCACCAGCUACCAAGUUCGACCAAGGAUGUAUCGAAUCUAUUCGGGCUGCGGCCAACCAUCUUGUCGGCAGUAACCAGUGGAUGGACAUGACUAGCGGCGCUGGCCAUGACAGCGUCUAUACCAGCCAUCACUGCCCAACAUCCAUGAUUUUUGUCCCGUGUCGCGAUGGUGUCAGUCAUCAUCCAACUGAAUACUGUACCCCAGAACACUGUGCAUUGGGUGCUCAGACACUCUUGGAGGCGGUUGUCCACUACGACCAGAAGAAGGCCCAGGAUGAAGGUGUACGUACUUGA